Messenger RNA from Centruroides sculpturatus (bark scorpion), 1647 nucleotides. RefSeq lists its product as uncharacterized. Bases 1 to 1647 code for a protein of 548 amino acids. Gene Ontology annotation, biological process: glycerol metabolic process. Gene Ontology annotation, molecular function: glycerone kinase activity. The record is from RefSeq and is a predicted model, not a curated record. The transcript has a single exon. NCBI's taxonomy places the organism in Eukaryota, Metazoa, Arthropoda, Arachnida, Scorpiones, Buthidae.
AUGAGCCAACUUAGCGCCGUUCAAUUUAAAAAAGCGCUCAUUUCCGGAGCCAACGCUCUGAUUAAUUCCCGCGAUAAAAUUGACGCACUUAACGUUUUUCCCGUUCCCGACGGCGACACAGGUUCGAAUAUGGCGGGAACGGUUAAGUCGGGAUUAAGCGAGAUUGAGAACCAAGAAUUUAAAUCAAUCGGCGAGUUAACUAAGCGUUUCGCCCGGGGCGCUUUGCUAGGAGCCCGAGGCAACUCGGGCGUGAUUCUUUCGCAAAUUUUCAAAGGCAUUUCCGUCGCUCUAGACGGCGUGACCAGCGCAACUAACUUUCAAAUCGUGGAGGCGUUUAUCCAGGCUCAAAAACACGCCUACAAAUCGGUCAUGAAACCAGUUGAGGGCACGAUGCUGACGAUUAUUCGCAUGGUGGCAGAGCACCUAGAAAAAACCGUUACCCACGCCCACACUUUCGGAGAUCUUUUCCGCAGCGCCGUGCAAGAAGCGCGUCGAGCUUGCGAUCUAACUCCCAAUCUUCUGGCGAUUCUUAAGGAAGUCGGUGUGACCGACUCGGGCGGCGAAGGGCUGGUUUUGUUUUUGACCGGUAUUUUGCGGGCUUUGGAAGGUAAACCGGUCGCGCUCCAAAGUCCAAACUGGGAUCAGUCAACUUCAAGCGGCGAGUUUUUGCACGGGGCUAACCAAGUUUACGAGGGCGAGUUUGGCUACUGCACCGAGUGCGUGAUUGAGCUUGAAAAACCGGAAAACUUUGACAAGCGCGCGUUUGAAAACGGUCUGGGCAAGUUGGGCGACUCGAUCGUGGUCGUCCACGACGAAGAAAUCGUCAAAGUCCACGUUCACACGCCGACGCCGGGCAGCGUCUUUAACUACGCUCAGCGCUGGGGUGAAUUUCUCCGACUCAAGUCGGAAAACAUGACGCUCCAAGCUAACCUUUCCCAAGGUCAAAAAAGUCACGUUCCGAGUCGUCUGGGCGAAGACGAUCUGCCGGCUGACCAAGCGAUCGAAGUCAUCUCUUGUAACGAUGGUCACGGCAUUAUCGCCGAAAUGAAAGACUUGGGCGCCCAUGUGAUUGAGGGCGGUCAAACUAACAACCCUAGCACCCGCGAUUUUUUGGCUGCGAUUGACCAGAUUAAGGCCCAAAACAUCAUCAUUUUGCCCAACAACUCCAACAUCAUUCUCGUCGCUCAGCAAGUGAUCCAAACGAUCCGCGAUAAGAACAUCAUCAUUAUUCCGACCAAAACACAAAUGGAAGGGAUCACGGCCAUGCUUAACUUUGACAAGACUAAUUCGCUUGAGGAAAACCAGGAGUUAAUGCUCGAGGGCGUCGAAGAAGUUUUGACUGGCCAAGUCAGCAUCGCCAUUAAGGACAGUAAACUUAACAAAGUUACCAUUAAAAAAGGGCAGUACCUAGCGAUCGCUGAGCGCAAAGUGGUGGCAGCGGUUAAAUCUAAAGUUGAGGCGGCUAGCCGGAUCGUCGACAAACUGGUUAACGACGACACGGAAAUCAUCACCAUCUGGUACGGCGCCGAUGCGACCGAAGCCGACGCCCAAGAAGUAGCCGUCUACGUGGAAAGUAAGUACAACGCGGUGGUGGAAAUUAAAAAGGGCGGACAACGUAUCUACGACUUUUUAAUUUCCUUUGAGUAA